AUGGAGAUUAAGUUCGACUUCGACAACUGGAUAAGAAACACACUUGGUCUGGUGGAGAUAGACAGAACGAAAAGACAGGAAAAUGCGAUAGUAUGCAAGCACUGGCUGCGAGGCCUCUGCAAGAAGGGUGAUGUGUGCGAGUUUCUCCAUGUGUACGCGCUGGAUAAAAUGCCAGAGUGCUGGUUCUUCUCAAAGUAUGGGGAGUGCAGCAAUCAAGACUGCCUGUUCCUGCACAUAGACCCAAAUAGCAAGAGCAAGGAGUGCAUCUGGUACACAAGGGGAUUCUGCCGGCACGGGAAUAGCUGCAGAAACAAGCACUACAAGAAAAGAAUGUGUUUUAACUAUGAAGCAGGAUUCUGCCCGCUUGGAAAGAAGUGUCCAUACGGCCAUCCAAAGUUUGAAACAAUUGGCGCAGACUAUCAGAGAACAGAGCAGCAGUACUCUGUUAUUUCAAAGCCAUCGACCCUUCUUGGGAACUAA
Nematocida ausubeli is the source of this 480-nucleotide messenger RNA. RefSeq lists its product as uncharacterized. The transcript has a single exon. Lineage: Eukaryota; Fungi; Microsporidia. Gene Ontology annotation, molecular function: RNA binding; metal ion binding. The record is from RefSeq and is a predicted model, not a curated record. Bases 1 to 480 code for a protein of 159 amino acids.